Nothoprocta perdicaria is the source of this 3614-nucleotide messenger RNA. RefSeq names its product SMAD family member 1 (gene SMAD1). Gene Ontology annotation, cellular component: heteromeric SMAD protein complex. The record is from RefSeq and is a predicted model, not a curated record. Lineage: Eukaryota; Metazoa; Chordata; Aves; Tinamiformes; Tinamidae. Gene Ontology annotation, biological process: SMAD protein signal transduction; cell differentiation; BMP signaling pathway. Gene Ontology annotation, molecular function: I-SMAD binding; DNA-binding transcription factor activity, RNA polymerase II-specific; RNA polymerase II cis-regulatory region sequence-specific DNA binding. Bases 414 to 1811 code for a protein of 465 amino acids. The transcript has 8 exons.
UCCCCGGCCCCUCCGGCAGCCGGAGCUUGGGAUGCAUAUGGUUUUCCUUUCCUCUGUGUAGUUCCUUCAGCUGUUUGGACUCCACAGCCAAAUAAUCUUAUUCCGAAUAGAGAUCUUUAAAGCUUGUUAAAAUGUGUUGGUGUGGAAAUAUUCAGUCACACAUUCAGGAGGAUCUGGACCAAAUUGUUGUCAGCAGGAACAGUAAAGAAUGAACAAGUCACUUCUGCCAAGGGGAAAUGCCAGCAUCAUCUUCUUGGAACUUGAGGUUUGAAAAGUUAAAAGGAUCAGAACUGUUCUGAGACAAACUGCUUUUAACUACUGAUACAAUCUGCUGUGCCCAGUUUGUGGUGUGGAAAACAGGACAGUCUCCUCUGCCUGGUCUGUGCUUGCCAGUGCRACCAAGUGGGAUCACCAUGAAUGUGACAAGUUUAUUUUCCUUUACCAGCCCUGCAGUGAAGAGGCUGUUGGGAUGGAAGCAGGGGGAUGAAGAAGAGAAGUGGGCAGAGAAAGCUGUUGAUGCGUUAGUGAAAAAGCUAAAGAAGAAAAAAGGUGCUAUGGAGGAGCUGGAAAAAGCAUUAAGCUGUCCUGGUCAACCCAGCAACUGUGUCACGAUUCCUCGCUCCUUGGAUGGCAGGCUGCAGGUGUCGCACCGCAAAGGGCUGCCGCACGUAAUUUACUGCAGAGUGUGGCGCUGGCCAGACCUGCAGAGCCAUCAUGAACUGAAGCCACUGGAAUGCUGCGAGUAUCCCUUUGGUUCAAAGCAGAAGGAGGUUUGCAUCAAUCCCUACCACUACAAGCGAGUAGAGAGUCCUGUGCUUCCUCCAGUGCUAGUGCCAAGACACAGCGAAUACAACCCUCAGCACAGCCUCUUGGCUCAGUUCCGCAACUUGGGACAAAACGAGCCCCACAUGCCACACAAUGCGACUUUCCCGGACUCUUUUCAUCAACCCAAUAGUCACCCGUUCCCCCACUCGCCAAACAGCAGUUACCCAAACUCACCGGGAAGCGGCAGCAGCACCUACCCGCACUCCCCAGCCAGCUCGGACCCAGGAAGCCCUUUCCAGAUGCCAGCUGAUACGCCCCCUCCUGCUUACCUGCCCCCGGAAGAUCAUCUGACACACGAUACCUCCCAGCCAAUGGACACCAACAUGAUGGUACCCGCAAUGCCCCCUGACGUACACAGAGGAGAUGUCCAGGCAGUUGCUUAUGAAGAGCCGAAGCACUGGUGCUCCAUCGUCUACUACGAGCUCAAUAACCGCGUCGGGGAGGCCUUCCACGCUUCUUCCACGAGUGUGCUGGUCGAUGGCUUCACAGACCCGUCUAACAACAAAAACAGAUUUUGCCUUGGGCUGCUCUCUAACGUUAAUCGAAACUCCACCAUUGAGAAUACAAGGCGGCACAUUGGCAAAGGUGUUCAUCUCUAUUAUGUUGGUGGAGAAGUGUAUGCUGAAUGUCUUAGUGACAGCAGUAUCUUUGUGCAAAGUCGGAACUGCAACUACCAUCAUGGUUUYCAUCCAACCACUGUGUGCAAAAUUCCUAGUGGCUGCAGCUUGAAGAUUUUCAAUAAUCAAGAAUUUGCUCAGCUUUUGGCUCAGUCGGUGAACCACGGCUUUGAGACGGUCUAUGAGCUUACUAAGAUGUGCACUCUCCGUAUGAGUUUUGUAAAGGGUUGGGGAGCUGAAUAUCAUCGCCAAGAUGUAACGAGCACUCCUUGCUGGAUAGAGAUACACCUUCAUGGUCCCCUUCAGUGGCUGGAUAAAGUACUUACUCAAAUGGGCUCUCCUCACAAUCCUAUCUCUUCAGUGUCUUAAAAGGUCCCAAGCUCCUGCAUUUUGGAAAAAAAUGAGCCUUGCAUGUACUUGAAGGACAUAAGAGUCAGACACACUUUUUUUCCUACCCACUUAUCCCCCCUCCCUGCCUCCGACUGGCAACAGCUGAAUAAGAGCCAUGAAAAUACUUGACUUCUGUGACCAACUGUUGGAUUCAGAAAAAAUAAAAAUAAAAAAAUAAAUCCCUUUGACUUACUGUUGGUAUCAAGAAUUUUAGUUUACAUUUUAAUGUUCUAUUGCAAAGUUGACUUUCAGGGCUUAGUGUAAUGGGGACAACCAAGCAAAAAACACGAUCUGUCAGACUGACUUCCCACAGGAUUUUCCUGUAGUUGGCACUCUGGGAUUCUUUCUUCCUUAUGUUCAACGUUCACUGCUUUUUCUUUUUUUCCCUGUGCCUUCUGGGAGUACAAGCCCGUGUUGGUGAAGUCUGAUUUCUGUAGACUUUCUACAGUACAUUUUAAAAUCAUUUGUCUAGUUCAUAGUUGCUGUUCUUGUAAAAGAAAAAAAAUACGGUUUAACAACUGUGUAAUAAUUUUUUUGAAAUUGUGUCCUGACCAUACUGCUGUAAGAAUGUUAGGWAUGUUUUUUGCUAAAUGUAUGUAUGGUGUAUCUGAAAGUUUAGAAGUUAUUAAAAUUUAGACCAUAAAGGAGUUAGGAAUAUUUGGGAGGGAGGAUUGGGAAGGGAAAAUGACAACUGAAAUGUAGAGUAUAUUGUAAACAUAGCUUAUUAGUUUAAAUUGAGAUCUGAGUUUUGCUGUGCAUUUCAUUUUUUAUAGUGGCUUCAACUUGUUAAUUUUGAUUAUUUUUGCCUCUUCCUUUCUCUUCAAAAUAAUUGUGCAGCUGGUUAAUUCUUUUACCUGUGAAGAGGACAAAAUGAUUAAUUCCUGCAGUGCAGAGCCUGCAGCUCUAUGUAUUUCAAUACAAAAUUGUACAGUAUGCUCUUUAACUAUUGAGCAAUUUUAUACAGUUUAUGUAAAAGAAAUAGGCUUUUAAUUUUGUAAGAAAAUCUUGUUUUUCCAAACCUAGUAACUGUUAAUUGCUUGGAGGACUUCAAKAUCCCUGUGUGGGUCUAUUUCAAACUUUUAAAAGAUAUAUAUUUUUAACAUUUUUUUUAACUGCUUGAUUUAUUUUCCUCUCUCCAAUCUUUUAUAUUUACGUAAGGUGUAGUACUUUUAAGUACCUUUAUUCCAAAGCUAGUGAGUCCUCUUUACUAGAAGUUUUGAAUAAAACCUGUUGUUACUGCAUACAGUUGAUUAUAACCUUGUCAUGUCCACUUCUUAGUAGUUUUGAACAAACCAGAUGCAGAGAUGGAGGAAUAACUAGCAAUGAGGGCAUGCUGAACUUAAACAUUUACAUUUAGCACAGGUUAGUAACCUUAAUCUACUCAGUACCCUAUUCAGUAUAGGAGAUAAAUGAGUUCUCUAGGAAACUAGACAAGAUCCAGAAUGCAGCUGCACUGAAGUAUCCUGACCACCUAGUGAAACUUUUUUUUGGAUGAUUUCAACCUGCUAUCUUUGUACAAGAAGAGUUUUUCUUUUACUGCAGUAUCUUGCAGACUCAAAUCUGCAGACCUAUAUGUAGGUAAUUUUGCAGGAAGCACUGCUGCAUUGAGCUCUGAGAAAUUUUUGGGGAAAUGCCUAUAAAAUAAUAGGAACUCAGAUGAGAUCUGGCCUUGUUGUAUAGAUACUUCUUAUCUUUAUUUCUAUCUUGUCUAUUUGUAAAAUAGAAUUAGCAAGCCUGAYCUUACUUCAUGAAUGGUUUAGAGGUCUUCCUCCAAAAAUAUCU